Molecule: messenger RNA, 4581 nt
Organism: Mesocricetus auratus (golden hamster)
Lineage: Eukaryota; Metazoa; Chordata; Mammalia; Rodentia; Cricetidae
Gene: Zic5
Product: Zic family member 5
Biological process (GO): central nervous system development; regulation of transcription by RNA polymerase II
Cellular component (GO): nucleus
Molecular function (GO): RNA polymerase II cis-regulatory region sequence-specific DNA binding; DNA-binding transcription factor activity, RNA polymerase II-specific
Source: RefSeq, a predicted model, not a curated record
ACACAAGAAGUUAAAGAGCGCCUAAUAUAUACAUGUUUUUGAAGGCGGGCAGAGGGGGGGAAAAAGUGCCCCCAGAAAGGGUCUAUGGGCCUGAUUAUAUAGUUAUGAUGGAGGCCCCUUUCAGCAAGAGGAACCCGCCAGCGCUGAGAUUAGCGGAUUUGGCAACGGCUCAGGGCCAACAGCUUCAGAAUAUGACAGGCUUCCCGGUGCUGGCCGGCCCGCCCGCCCACUCCCAACUCCGUGCCGCCUCCGCGCAUCUCCACCCGCGGGACCCAGACACUGACCCUGGCGCGGCCAGCACUGCGCUCGGACCCGAGCACAUGGCACAGGCCAGUGGGCACGGCCCCAGCCCUCCCGCUCAGGCGCUCCAGGGACAGCCCCAGGCUCCCGCGCCCGCCGCCCGCUCCGCGGCCUCAGGGGCGCACCCGGGCGCCCGCACCCACCCCGACGGCGGGGGCAGCGGUGGCGCGCAGGCCCCGGCGCCCCCGCCUCCAGCCCCUCCUCUUCCUCCCUCCCAGUCCCUCUCCCCCCCUCCCCCGCCUCCUCCUUCUGCCCUCUCGGGCUACACCGCCACCAACAGUGGCGGCGGCGGCAGCAGCGGCAAAGGCCACAGCAGGGACUUCGUCCUCCGGAGGGACCUUUCCGCCACGGCCCCCGCGGUGGCCAUGCACGGGGCCCCGCUCGGAGGGGAGCAGAGGUCCGGCAGCAGCUCCCCCCAGCACCCGACCCCGCCUCCCCACCCAGCCGGGAUGUUCAUCUCGGCCAGCGGCACCUACGCGGGCCGGGACGGCGGCGGCCCCGCGCUCUUUCCCGCGCUGCACGACUCUCCGGGGGCUCCUGGCGGCCACCCUCUCAACGGCCAGAUGCGCCUGGGGCUGGCGGCCGCUGCGGCGGCUGCGGCCGAGCUCUACGGCCGCGCGGAGCCACCCUUCGCUCCGCGCUCAGGGGACGCGCACUACGGGGCGGUGGCGGCCGCCGCGGCCGCCGCCUUGCACGGCUACGGAGCCGUGAACUUAAACCUGAACCUGGCUGCAGCCGCGGCGGCUGCGGCGGCUGCGGGGCCCGGGCCCCACCUGCAGCACCACGCGCCGCCCCCGGCGCCGCCGCCAGCGCCCGCGCAGCACCCGCACCACCCCCACCUCCCGGGGGCGGCCGGGGCCUUCCUGCGCUACAUGCGGCAGCCAAUCAAGCGGGAGCUCAUCUGCAAGUGGCUAGACCCGGAGGAGCUGGCCGGGCCGCCGCCCGCGGCCAGCGGCGCCAAGCCCUGCUCCAAAACUUUCGGCACCAUGCACGAGCUGGUGAACCACGUCACGGUGGAGCACGUGGGCGGCCCGGAGCAGAGCAGCCACGUCUGCUUCUGGGAGGACUGUCCGCGCGAGGGCAAGCCCUUCAAGGCCAAGUACAAGCUCAUCAACCACAUCCGCGUGCACACCGGCGAGAAGCCCUUCCCUUGCCCGUUCCCGGGCUGCGGCAAGGUCUUCGCGCGCUCCGAGAACCUCAAGAUCCACAAGCGCACUCAUACAGGGGAAAAGCCUUUCAAAUGUGAAUUUGAUGGCUGUGACCGGAAGUUCGCCAACAGCAGCGACCGAAAGAAACACUCCCACGUCCAUACCAGCGACAAGCCCUACUACUGUAAGAUUCGAGGCUGUGACAAAUCCUACACUCACCCAAGCUCUCUGAGGAAACACAUGAAGAUUCACUGCAAGUCCCCCCCACCUUCUCCAGGAGCCCUUGGCUACUCAUCGGUGGGGACUCCGGUGGGUGACACUUUGUCCCCUGUGCUGGACCCAACCAGGAGUCGAUCCAGCACUCUGUCCCCUCAGGUGACCAACCUCAGUGAGUGGUACGUGUGCCAGGCCAGUGGGGCCCCCAGCCACCUCCACACACCUUCCAGCAAUGGAACCACCUCCGAGUCUGAAGACGAGGAAAUGUACGGGAACCCCGAAGUUGUACGGACGAUACAUUAGAAUGAUUAUUAAUAAGUGAGAUAGUGAGUGAGGGUCCCCUGGACCACAUCCUAGCCUGAGACGAUGCUGAGCCUGAGACAAAUUGGUGACUCAGACUUUGCCGCCCGGUCUAAUUAGCCCUAUUUAUUCAGUAUGGAAACCCUAUGGUGUUUGUACAUUUAAUUAAUUUAAUUAAGAUAUUUGGGUUUUUUUUCCUCUUUCUCCAAAAAACAAAAAAACAAAAACCAGAAAAACAAAACAAGACUGGAGAUGCAGCUCAGUGGUAGAGCCCUUGCCUAACACGCAUGAGGCCCUGGGUUCAACCUUUAGUGCUGAGAGGAAAAAAAUUUAUGGCAAGCAAAUAAAAAGCAACCAAGCUAGACUUGUCCAUUGCAGUGGGACAGGCCUGGAGGCAGAGUCAGUCUAUUGAGGAAAACUAGUGGAAAAAUUAAGAUAUACACUGCCAAUACUGUGUGCGUGCAUGCGUGUGUGGGUGUGUGUGUGUGAGUGCGCGCGUGCGUACACUUCUGUGUGCGCAUGUGUCUGUAUAUAUGAGUAUAUCUAUUAAAUGGGAGGGAAAAAAGCAGCAUUAAGUCAGACCUUAACACAUCAACCAGGCCCUCUCCAUGUCCCCUAGUGCCUCUCAGAUGCCUUUGACACCAUAACGAGAGCUGCUUUUUUUUUUUUUUUUGAGACCUAAUUCUGCAAAAGGCCUCUUGAUUGUAAAACACAACACUUGCUGCAUGGACAACAGAUCCUGGACUGUGCCUGUAUCCAAAAAUCUUUUGUAUGAGAAACAGAACAACAACAAAAAAAAGACCUUUCUGAUUUCUAAUAUUUAUCGUUUCAAUUCCUAUGCUUUUAUUACCAAUCUCACCGCAACAUGAUAUUUUUAUACAGGAUUGUUCCUUCAGUAUCUUUCCUUGUGUGAUUUAAAAAAAAGAAAAAAAGAAAAGAAAAAGACAGAAAUGAAACAAAACACCAAGCCAAGUGCAGCCACCCUGAUACAUCUCCCCAUAUCAUGCUACUGUGAUUGUUCAAGCAGAAACAGAAGAAGAGCUGCUGAGACAACUGGAAACUGUGAUCUUUUGUAAACUAGAAGCAAUUCCAAGUGCUUUCUUUUUCCUCUGCUGGGCUGUCCUGUCGUUGUUGUUUUUGUUUUUAAAUUGGGUAUUUCAGGUGCCGCCUCUUGGCUGCAUCCUAACUUGUUGGGUAAUGAGGAGCCAAGAGUUGGGUUUUUUUGGGGGUGCCAGCAAGCACAGUAGAGGCUGAGGGGGGUGUGGUGGUGACACCCUGCCUAUCUUUUAAAGCUUUUUAUUUUUGUUGUUGUCGUUGUUAACAGGCCAACUCUCAUCUAACUCUCCUUUUAAUACUACUGUAUCAACUUUUUUUUUAAAAAAUGCAUUUCUUUCACUUGCUCCAUGAGCACUGAACCCUCUUCCAUUUGAAAAUGACAGUGUGAAGUAUAUGAACUACAUUACAGGAGGAGGAGUUGCUAUACAUAUUAAAUUUUUAAAGAGGUUUAUAGUUACCACCAAACACUGAUGAAUGUGUGACCUUUGCCAGAGCUGUCAAGCCAGGAUACAAAGGGUCAAGAACCUAGGACAAUAACUCUUGGUCAGUUUACGUUCAGUUGGUACAACACAUCUCCCGUGCAAACUGUAGCCCAGCAGAAAACAUCACACACACAUACUAAAGAGCACUAAUUUAUCCUCAGAGAUCUUGAAGACACCCCUCUCCCCAGGAUUUGUGGAAAUCUUGUUUUGUGUGCUGUGAGUGGUUAAUGUAGUCUUGUCAUUGCUAAUAAGUGUUUGUGAAUACUUUAUCUGUACAGUUUUUUUAUUUAAUUUAUUUUUAGAGAGCCUUUUCUGUUUCUGGAAGAGUUCAAAGCACACCAAAGAAAUAUAUUAUACAUUUUGGUGAAAGAUUGUCAUUUAUGAUCCAUGGUUUAUUUAAGAAAAAAGAAAUGGAAAGGGGUAAAAUAUAAAAUAUAUUUUUAAGCUUACUUGAAUGGACAAGGUAAUGUGAAAACCCAAAUCUCUUCCUGCAUGUUUUUUUGCCUCGUGUUGAUGAGAUUAUAGUUUAUAGAUAUAUUACUAGUACAAUGCAUGGUGCUUUUACGUGGACACCUUUCAAUGUUGUCUUCAGAUUGUUACAGUAAAUAUGACACAUGCAGACCCUCCUUUAUAAAGAAAGACCCACAACUUGAAUAUAAAAUAAUUCUACAUUUUAAAAGUUUAUUUGAUUUUUUUUCUCCCCCUGUUAUUCACUUUCAAAGUCCUUUCAAACAGAAAUGAUAAGGUAUGAACUUGGGUGGGAUAACUUAUGUACUGUAAAUUUGUUAGGGCAAAAAAUAUUCCUGAUAUGUGAGUUGUUUUAUUUAUACAACUUUUUUCCCCCAAUGGUAGUUUGCACUAUUCUUUAUCAUGCUACAGGUUUAUUUAUUAUGAGACAAAGGAAUAUGUAUUUUAUGUAUUUUGCCGUGCAUAGGUUUAACUGCCACAGGUUUACUGGUUCCUGAUGCACCAAAAAUAAAAACCUUAAAAAGUGUGUACCUCCAUUAGAAAGAAAGCAAGAAUGACAAUGGAAUGACAAAUGUAAUAAAGGUACUCUUCCUAUGUACUGCUACAUUUUA